AUGCGUAUGUAUGAUGUAAGAAACUGGCUGGAACCUUUGCUCGUAAUUGUUGGACCACACAGGAUCGAUUUGGGUGAGGACGCAAAAUUAAGACUCAUCAUCAGAUCAAAUAAACCAAUUAAAAAAAUUCAUUGGAUAAAAAUACAGGAUGAAGACAGAACGGAAAUCAAGCUUUGGGAGAAUCAGAAACCAGAACUCGACCCUGAAUAUACAUUUCCCUGCAAAACUAUCGAGGAAAACGGUUGCUAUUUAGAACUGAAGGAAGUAACAAUGAAAGAUGAUGCGAAGUAUGAAGCUGUAGUUCAGACUGUUGUUGGCAAAACAACAAGCACGGAAUGUAAGCUUAUGAUAUUGAAAGCGCCUCCACGUGUUAAAGUAUUUACCGAUGGAUCAAAGAGAACCAUUAAAGCAAACAUCAAGUCCAAUGAGGAGGUUCAAUUGUUGACUUGGCAAAGGAUGUACCAUGGAUCAUUUCAGGAUAUUGAUAUCGUGCACAGAAAAUAUAUUGGUUCAACUUUCGACAAAGAGAAUCCAAAGCUAGAGAUCCGGGACUUGACUGCAGAGGAUGAUACGUUGUAUCGCCUAAUAGUAAAAAAUACUGCAGGAGAAUGUACAAGUAAUGAAGUACAUCUGGUACUUAAAGACGGUAAUUAA
This is a messenger RNA of Saccostrea cuccullata (small rock oyster), 654 nucleotides long. RefSeq lists its product as uncharacterized. The record is from RefSeq and is a predicted model, not a curated record. The coding region runs from base 1 to 654 and encodes 217 amino acids. The transcript has 3 exons. NCBI's taxonomy places the organism in Eukaryota, Metazoa, Mollusca, Bivalvia, Ostreida, Ostreidae.